Drosophila subpulchrella is the source of this 3412-nucleotide messenger RNA. RefSeq names its product cyclic GMP-AMP synthase (gene cGlr2). The coding region runs from base 1365 to 2384 and encodes 339 amino acids. The record is from RefSeq and is a predicted model, not a curated record. NCBI's taxonomy places the organism in Eukaryota, Metazoa, Arthropoda, Insecta, Diptera, Drosophilidae. The transcript is spliced from 3 exons.
UAUGUUUUUUAAGUAACGGUUUCCAACUAUUUUUAUAGCAAUGACUCUGACAAACUUUAUUUGGAUUCCUAGAAAGGCUAAUAUGGUUUAAACUAGUAAAAAGGGAAAGGUUUAAACAAGUAGGGAAAAAUUGGAAGUUAAUCAUAAGCCAACGCAUGUUUGGCCAGGUACUGUUUACUUUUACUAACGGGCUCGCACCGUUUUUUAUUCAAAUUAUAUUUAAUUGAAUUUGAUUUUUGAUAGCUUUAAUUUUUUGUUUUGCCUUUGCCUUCUAUAAUCGUUAGUAAUCUCUGUUGUCACCUGAAAAAGGAUUUUGUUGUGAAAGUUCUGCACAACAUUAUACAUAAAUCUGAGUAAUUUCAGUAAUUUUUGAAAUAAAAAUGAAAAUAUGUAGUCAUUGUUUGGAUGUCGAGUGAACAGGUGAUAUUCGCGGUCUCAUUCGGCUACACUAUGUGGAUGCCUUCGUGUUCUGUUGCUUAGUAUUUUUUAGCCGUAAUUUGCAAAUUAUUUAAAUUGGGUUUAUACAUUGAAUUUUUGUUUUGGCUAUUUUCCGCGAUACAAGUGCUAUAACCCCUUAAAACAAUUUGCGCUGCAAAUACUAAAAAAGCUUCGAGCUCGAGCUUUGUUCCAGCGUUUUAGCUUUUGCGAUCAGACAGGCCACUUGUGGAUGCCAUUGUCAGUCAUAACGUCCCCAACAGCAAAACCCACAAGUCGAUCAGAUAUUAGUAGUUAAUUAAAAUACUAAUAAAGGUAACAACAUGGUAAAGCAAAAAAUGAGGUUCCAAGACAUCUUAAGUAAAACUAUAGAUUUAUGUAAAAGUAAGUACAUAGCCAUUCCGGAGUGGGAAAAAGAAAGAUAUGGUAAGCAUUUCGAAGCGCUGCACUCUAUAAUAUUCGGGAUAUUGAGAUCGGAGAAUGCCCAGCUGGACAGCCUCAUCGCGGAGUACAGUUUGGAAGGUAUGCUCAGGUAGCCGUCCCAGUGGAUCCCAUCGCAUGGAUUCGCUGGACCUUGGCUGAACUUAAGCCGGAAAUGCAACCCACACACCUUCCUUAUCCCCAUCCCAUUUUCACCGUGAGUCAGAGUACUUGGAACCGCGAUAUCAAGUGCAGUAGUGUCGUAAAGAUAACGUGUUAUUGGCGCACUAUCAAAAUCCGGUCAUCGUCUUAGGGCCGCGAAUCGAUAUCAAGUGCAGUAGUGUCGUAAAGAUAACGUGUUUUUGGCGCUCCAUCAAAAUCCGGUCAUUGUCUUAAGGCCACGAAUCGAAUCCCUGCCCCUCGCGUCCCGCCUUUAUCCGCCGCGUCGCGUUUUUCGACCGUUACUUACCGCGUAGUUUCCGUUAAAUUUUACAGGGAGCACGGGUGAUAUGCUUAAAGUCGCGAAACCCAACGAAUUCGAUUUGGUAUUUAGGUUGCAAAUUCCGUAUUACGAAAGCAUCGUCGUGACGCGAGAUUCGAAUUAUCCGGGCAACGUAUUUCUCGAUAUGACGCGCGUGCUAGAACUUCUUGAAGAUGAUCCCCGCGAGGACCACCAGAGCAUCCUAAAACUACUUCAGCUUCAACUCGUGGACUCGCAAAACUUUCUCGUCGUAGACAAGCUCCGUUCCUGGCUCCAGAGCCUAUUUAGCCAAGCGCUCAAUCGGAUCGCGGAUCGCGUGGAGGUGGAUGGCAUCGUGUCUCUGCUUAAAUAUAGGACCUGUGGGCCGGCGCACACCAUCUUCGUGGAAGGGGAGCUGGAGUACUCGGUCGACUUCGUACCUGCCAUCCGCCUGGGAGUCGAACAGAACGUGUUGCUCGCGGACCAGUUGAUAUACUUUAAGCGCGCUAACUUAGCUUACUGGGAUGCGAUCCCCAAGCCCCUGAAAACCCAAACCCAGACCAGCAGCAUAUCAUUUAGGUCCUCGUUUUACUCAGCCGAGAGGGCAAUGCUGAAGGGUAAGCACGAGAAUUGUCGGGAUGCAAUCAAGCUAAUGAAAAAAUUUCGCGAUGUUAAGACCAACUUAAGCAACCUCAAGAGCUACUACAUUAAAACUUUGUUUCUUUGGAAGCUUAGCUAUGAACCAGAGUCAUACUGGCAGAAGCCGCUAACGUCAAUUUUGCCCGAUAUGUUUGACGACCUUGUAGAGCGUUUAGAGCUAGGAAUUCUUCCCUUCUUCUGGGACCCCGAACUGAACAUGUUUGACGUGUUGUCCCGGGACCAAGUGUUGGAAAUGUACCAAUGUGUCCGAAAAAUUCCAAGUGCACUGAGGGAAGCCCAAGUCCGUCAAGAGCAUUACUGUGGACUUUACGUUCUUCGAGUGUUCAGCCACAAAAAGGAAAGGAGUCUGCAAUGCUGUUCGAAGAGGAUUAGCAAGCGAAAGCGAAAUGAUAUCCAGCGGCUGACAUAGGAAAUAAUGAAGUUCUCUAAAAGCGCCGGCUGGAAACCCCGUGGUACAAGCCUGAAGGAUAGGACUCUUGGAAGAGCUACUUAGAGCUGUCAAAAUUCAAGUUCCGGAAUUAUCAUUGGAUCACCUACAAGUAUAAGGAAUCUAGAGUUUGUAAGGGGGUUUUCAUGUUUUACUGAAAUGCCGAUUCAGAAAAGGUAUUACAAAAUUUGUCUUUGAUGUUCAAAGAAAUUUUUGAAUAACGAAAAUAUGCUAAACGAAGAAAGAACGCUAUAGUCGACGACCAUCGACUAUCAAAUACCCGUUACUGAGGGGAAGGAAGUGCGAGAGAGAUACAUACAUAUGCAUGCAGCAAAUCGGCUAUUUCCAAAUUUGCGCACUUUGAUUUUAAUUUUUAAUGAAUGGUCCGAUUUGAAAAAAUGUUGGCAUGGGGUUUGUGAUAUAAGAACAAUGAUGAUCAGAACAAGAAGCUCUAGAAAUUGCAUGCCUAAUCCCAACUUUCUAGCUUGAUUAGUUUCCGAGUUCUCAGGGUUCAUAAGGGCGGACAGACAAACGGACAUGGCUAUUUCGGAUCGGUUUAGUUUAAGUCUCGAUGUUUUUAUUUUAGUUAAGCAAUAAUAUAACAUAACAUAACAUUUAAGGCAUUUUUCAAAAAUGUAAAGAAUAUAAUGUUUUUUUUGUGUUCUAUAAAAACAGCCUCUAAAAAAUCCAAAAUUAUCUUAAAGUAUUAACAUACUUUAACGGAUUUCCGUGUUUAACAUAGCAGCUGUUACCACAUCGAUAGUCCUAUCCAGAGUUGUCAACUUUUCGGGUCAUAAAAAGUGUAUACUAUCUAUACUAGGUGGAAAUAGGCAGAAAAACUUAUAAUGCUAGCUAAAAAAAUGUAUGUAUGUUUAAAAUUAAAUGAAUAUAUUAUAACUAAAAUCAAUUCUUUAGCUGUAAUUAUAAGUUAUUAAUUUUUUAAAUUAAGAGGGUCUUGAGUGAGAUAUACUUAUUCAAUUUGAAAUAUAUUUAUACGUGUUAUGAAAACU